ACAAGUCUUUACUACGGUCGAAACAUUUUGGUCAGCCCCUGUAGUCUCCCGCUCAGACGAAGCACAGUUGAAGGACAAAGCUAUAGAUGGAGAGGGAUAAGGAGGUAGGUUGAUGCUCAUGAGGUCCUGAUGGUCUAACCCCAGGCCUGCAGUCACUUCGUACAACAUGCUGACUUCCGCUAGAAGGAGAGCGUUACAAUGGCUGAUCAGACAGAGAAGCGGUGAGGGCUUUAGGGCACUUCUAGAACAUCCAAAUCAAAGUUCUAGAUGUGUCUGUGUGUCUGUCAGGGUGGGCUGAAACGGCAUGGUUGCACUGAUGUAUUCCAGGACCAUGUAUGUGAGGAUGACACUGUUAGAGCUGGUGAUGAAGGGUGCGGCCUGUUUAUCAUUGAAAAAGAGCAUUCAGGGGAAGUGGAGUGAAACAGUGUGUUUGAUUUGUGGGGUGAAAGCCGGAUAUGUUGCUGUGUUGGCAUCUUGAGGAUAUGCUUUCGUCCAUUCUCUCAUCUCAGGGCGCUACUACGCAUCACAAGACAACUUGACCGAGCACAGCACGUUCAACAAUUAGCUCUCCACAAAACUGCACUGGGUGAAACAGCCGUACACAACUCAAUGCACUUGAGAACAGAAGAUCAGAUCAUGAAAAGCCAUUAAAAUCAACUUCACUCUGACAUUGACACUGACAUAUUCAUACAGGAAACGCGUGCACACACACACUUGCACAAGCACACCUCACCACAGGACUGGAUGUAAGAAAAGCUAAAGUAGGAAAGGAUACGAGAUGCGGAGGGGGAGGAGAAAAGGAGGGAACAAAGAAAAGGUGUUUGGCUGUGACCUGUUGGAACACCUGGCCACGUCGGGUCAUGAAAUUCCUCAGGUCCUGCGAAGCUGCAGUGAGUUUGUUGAGGAGCAUGGGGUAGUGGAUGGGAUCUACAGGUUGUCAGGGGUGUCGUCCAACACACAGAAACUAAGGGGAGAGUUUGACAGUGAGGGAACCCCGGACCUUAACAAGGAUGUCUACCUGCAGGACAUCCACUGUGUCAGUUCCGUCUGCAAGGCUUACUUCAGAGAGCUGCCCAAUCCCUUGCUCACAUACCAGCUCUAUGACAAGUUUGCUGAGGCUGUGGCAAUACAGUUGGAGGAGGAAAGACUGGUGAAGAUCCGAGAUGUGCUGAAAGAGUUACCUGCUUCCCAUUUCCGGACUCUGGAGUUCUUGAUGCGACACUUGGUCAGGAUGGCCUCUUUUUCCUCUCAGACCAACAUGCACUCCAGAAACCUUGCUAUUGUUUGGGCUCCCAACUUACUCAGGUCGAAGGACAUCGAGGUAUCGGGGUUGAAUGGUACUGCUGCCUUUAUGGAAGUGCGGGUCCAGUCUAUUGUGGUGGAAUUUAUCCUCAACCACGUGCCACAGCUUUUCCCUGAACAAGGUGCUGAGUGGUCUGGUGAGCGGCGGAAGUCUCUACCAUCGCCAACUGCGAUGACCAGUACAGAGUUCUUCCAGUCCAUUCCCUUCCAAUCCCCGAGCCACAUCGGCAACAUCAGCCCAGGGGACGGCCCCAUUGCUAUGCGACCCUACCAUGCCAUCAUCGAAGGCACAGACAAGAGGAAGGGAUCCCUCAAGGGCAAGAAGUGGAAAUCCAUAUUUAACCUCGGAGGCCGGAUUACCGAUCCCAGACGGAGAUACAAGAACUCAUCAAAAGAGAAAGAUAAACCUAUCUUGAGGCCAGCCAAGAGCAUGGAUUCCCUCAGCUGUGCGCCUUACCAGCAUGAAGGCUCCGGGCAGCGGCCUCCUUCAUCACACAUGUCUCCCCUGGCCCUGGCUCCUUGCCCCCAGACAGGUGGGACUGAGGCAGGGUCAUCCGGUGGCAGUAGUGGUUUGAACAGCUAUGCCGUGACCUACCGCAGAGGGGCGGGGGCCAGUGUGAGUGUGGUGAGCGGGGGCGGGGCGACACCAGGCACAUACAGCCCUCUGGAACCCGGAGGAACCGGGUCCACUGGGGCAGAACCUCAUCACCACCACCAGUCAAGAUCCCCAGGAAUCUCCAGCAAAGCGGGCCGGCGGGCUGGAAUCCACAUAUCAGGGCCUCUUUCGGUCACCGUGCCCCUGCACAUCACCUCCGGCCUGGCCAUGGGGGUGCUCCAAGGGGUUGCAGGGGAUAUGGGCAUCUUUAGAGGGUUACAGGGGGGUGGGGAGGGAGAGGAGGGGGAGAAGCAGGAUAAAGGGGGAGUGGUAAUAACCAUGCAUGAGAAAGUGGAGGAGGAGGACAGGUGUGAGCCUGAAGUGAAUGAAGGAAAGAGCCAGAAAGAGGAAGAGGUCAUGGAAGAGAAGGUAGCGGAUGAUGUGAUGUCAGAUGGGAGAAGUGAAGAGAGAGGUAUAGAAAAGAAAGGAGAGGAAGAGGAGGGGCUCGUGGAUGGAAAGAUAAAGAUUUCAUUGGAAGAGAGCUGCAGUGAGGCGGAUGGACAAGAUGCAAACAAUCUAGACGACAACUUGCAAGAUGAAAAUGGAGAUUAUAUGGAUAUGAAAGGGUCUGUCAGAGCCUUAGCUGUGUCAAACACAACAGAGGUGUUUAAUGUCCUGAAGAUGCAAGGGGUGUCUGGUCUGUCCGACCCUCCGGAGCUUCCUGAAGAAGACGACGACCAGUCCCUUCCAUUUGACUUCCAUGAAACAUUUGGAUUCCUGGAUCUCAUGGACAGCAGUGCAUCCAACCAGCUUUACGAGUUCUCGGUGGAGCCCCCCUGUCACGACGAGGAGGACUAUGAAGACAUGUGCAAACACAGCCCCCCCAGGGAACUACUACACAGACCAAGCCAUGAUACACAACCACCUGCAAAUACACAGGCACUCACACCCAACCAAAACAAGACAGAGCUGAACACACCGGAACAAAGCCAGUUAAACAUACACCGUCCGUUCACUGUUGAUAAAUACGGACGACCAAACAAAUCCCUGAGUUUGCCUUACAUGGCUCCGCCCUUCAUGCCUGCUCUAUCCUCCUCCUCUUCCGAGAUAGAAGAUGAUGAGGAUGACAACGACGACGAAGAGGACAUGUUCUGCAAAAGCCUACCGUCCGGUUCACGGUUCAACAAUCUGACUUGGGGGGUUGCCCCUAAAUCACAAGAUUUGGACAAUACAGAUGUUUGUACAGUUCCUGUUGACUCCUCACGAAGCUCUGAGGACAGAGCGCCGAAGCCGUCGGAUGUUGAACCUGCCAUGUGCAGAACCCCACCGCCAGUGGUAACGGAGCAGAGCCAAGACCAAGAGGAGGAGGGAAUGGAGAGGAAUGAAAACCUAGUAGAUGUAAAAGAUGCAGAUGAAGAUAAGGACGGUCAAGACGGAGACCAAAAAGAUACCUUGACAAGCACAUGCAUUCAGAGUACAGAGACGGAAGAUGCCCCCUGGUCCUUCUCUGAAACCACAAAAGAAGAGGAAGCUCUGGAGGAUGGGAAUCUCACCUUCUCAUCGUCAGCAGCUGGGAGUGAGGAGGCUCAGCUGUCAGGACCUCCAGACCAGGAUGACAUGGAUGUUAAAGCUGGUCAGCUGCUGGUCAAAGUCAAAGACAUAGAAGAGGUUACGGACAACUAUGGUAGAGGGGAAAGUUCAGAAGUCGCAGAACAGGCUGAUUCGCAUGAAGCUCCGGAAGAUCCAAAAGAUUUUGUUCCUCAAGUCUGUCAGACAGAGUCGGUUGAUCCAGAGACCACGAUACAUGUGCCUGCUGAAGUUAUCAUAGGAUCUAUUGGCGUUCCGAUGGAAGAGCUUAAAACGGGUGCACAGGAGGAUGCGGGAGAGGAAGGUCUUUGGGAGGACCAGAGUGAGGAAAGAGCGCUGGAAAACCAGGAAGAUGAAAUUGACACUGAUGGGGAGGGAGAGACCGAGAAAGAUGGAGAGAGAGAGAAAGUAAAGGACGUGGGAGGAAGAGAGGAUGAGAUGGUUGAGGAGGAGCCAAACGAGGAGGCUGAAAUUGACACUGAUGGGGAGGGAGAAACCAUGAAAGAUGGAGAGAGAGAGAAAGUAAAGGAGGUGGGAGGAAGAGAGGAUGAGACGGUUGAGGAUGAGACGGUUGAGGCGGAGCCAAACGGGGAGGCUGAAACUGACACGGAUGUGGAGGGAGAGACCGAGAAAGAUGGAGAGAGAGAGAAAGUAAAGGAGGUGGGAGGAAGAGAGGAUGAGACGGUUGAGGUGGAGCCAAACGGGCAGGCUGAAACUGACACGGAUGGGGAGGAAGAGACCGAGAAAGAUGUGGCGCGAGAGAUGGUUAAAGAAAUGGGAGAAAGAGAGGAUGAGACUGAGGAGGAGACUAACCAAGGAGAGCCUAUUGAGGUCGAAGAGGAAAGAGUAGCAGGGGAUGGAGACCAAGUAGAUGAGGGCACAGAGCAAUAUGAGGAUGUUGAAUUGAGCCAAGAAGUAAGGGAUGACAUGGAUGGGAUUGUGGAAAAUGGAGACAAAGGAGAUGAGAAUGAUGACGGAGGAAGAAGGGACCGGGAAGAUGAGCUAGAGGGAAAGGAAAAGGGUCGAGAGUGCACUGAGGUCAGCGAGCAAGAUGAGAGAGAGGAGACUGGAGGAGAAAAUGGAGAUCUGGUGAAUGAAAAAGGAGAAGAGAGUGAUACCACAGAUGAACAGAGGAAACACACGUGCACAGAACAUGAGAGGAAAGCAGAUGACAUACAAACCCAAGUAGCUAUUGAGAACAGUGAGAUAGAUUUGCUCAUGGGAAACAAGAUAGAGAAGGAUGGGACUGAGGACAGAAAUCGAGAAAUUGUAGUGAGUCACUUAAAUGAAGAUGUUAUUCUUCUAGAAGAGAGGGAAGGAUGGGACUCAAAAGAUCAAGAUAGAGAGGAUGAAGGGGAGGGAGAAGAAAAGAUGAAUGAGGGACAAACACAGACUUUCCUGGAACAGUCAGAGGGAGAACCAAGAGAGAUUCCAACAGACACUGCAGGGGGAAGUGAUGCUCAGGAGGGGCUUGGACCAGGGCUGGGGAGAAAGGUUCUAGUUACCAAACAAACACCUAAAGUACACCAUGUGAAAUCAGUGCCUGUAGUUCCCCCUAAGCCUCAGCAUUGCCGACUAACGGUACUGAGCAUCAGACAUCAGCAUCAAGAGAGAGAGCGGAGGGAUGCAGACCGAGACAGACAGAGGGUAUGGGACGAGCAUGUCAAAGAGAGAGACGGGGAGGAUGGAUCUGAAUGCUACAAACUCUGUAAGAGAGAGCAUGCAGAACAAGUAGAGGGUCAAGAUGACAGCAAAGGCAGAAGGGAGAAACAAGAACCACAGGAAGGCGAAGGAGGAAGAAGGAGAGAAGGAGAUGACUGGGGAGGGAAGGAGACGGCAAGGAGAAGUCAGAUCAGCAUGUGUUUUGACGAAGCUGUCGCUAUGGCAACGAUGAUGCGAGGGCGGGAGAAAGAGUGUGCUGAGAGGGAGAGGCAGAGAGGAAAGGAGGCACAGUAAAAACAUAUUUUUAUGUUUCUAUGUUCUGUAUAGACUGCUGGAUUCUGUAAGUCUGAUUACAGUUUUAUAAAUGAUUUCAUGAGAUGCUUUGCUGUAUUUGUCUCAGAUCAACCAUUUGACAUGUACAAAUAACCUCCUUUACUUUAUAUACACUUUCCUGAAUUGUGUAUGCAUGUAUGGUAUGCAAACUAGGUAUUUGCAAGGUAUUUGCUCAAACCUUUUGAAUAUAACCUAUUUACAUUACUUGACAAUCAACAAAUAGACAAUUAGACUUAGUACUAGUGGCUAGUAAUGCCCAGAUGCCCUAAAUACCCAAACACCUAAUAAUGAAGAUAAUAUACCCAUGUUUUUCCAAGCAAUGUUACUGUAAUUACUGAAUUAUAUAAAGAAUGUCGACUUUGUAAAGAACGUUUAAAAACAACAAUUGUCUUAACAAUUUAAUACACCCAUUUUUAUGUGAAUAAAGAUAGUUGCAAAUUAAGUUGACUGUCCCACCUUUUCUGUUGUAGGCAACCAAAAAGUUCCCAAAUAAGGAACAAUUUCGGAAGAUUACGGUACAUUUUUCGUCACUUCCGCAAUAUACCCGGAAAGAUAACACGACCGACUGGUAUCGUUUUAAUUUGGGUUUCAUAGUAAAUACAUAUGUAAUCAAAUUGUCUGGGUUCGUAAGGUAACAAAUGAGAAAUAUGACUCUCCCUGUUUACUUUAAUUCUCAAAUAUCUGCAAUAAUGGAUGUUUUAGCCAAGGCAGCUGUCGCUGAAAUAACCAAACUUGUGGAGGAAGGCACCGUCGUGUUAAGAUUGGAAAUGCGUCGAAGAGAGAGUGAGAUAGAGGACCUCAAAAGAAGCUUAAUAAUGGAAAGAGAGCUCAGGAAAGGUCAAGAGGCUGCUGUGCGUGUGACAAGUCAUAGGUUACAUGCUGUAGGGAUUCAGGUUGGCAGUCCCGUAAAAGAUAUUCAAGAGAAGCAGACAACACAUUACUCACACGUGGACUCAGACCAGCACCUUGGGCACUGUGGACUGGGACCUUUGGUGAAAUCAGAGCCAGUAGAAGAGCAUACACCCCAAGCAGACACAGGGCAUGACACCGGGGAACUGACUAGUAACUUUGAAAUAGAAGGAACAGAUGACCAGCUCUGGCAUUCUGAUUCUCACGGAGUCUGUGGGACAGACUUAGUUGACCCAGAGAUAUCUAGUACAAUAGAAAAAUGUUUGCAGAUGUUUUCUCAAACAGAUCAAUAUCCAUCUCACAGUAAUAUUACAGAAAUGCCUUGUAGUUUUUCAUCUACUGCAGGCAAAUCGCUUGAUGAAGCAUUCGAUUCAAUUGCCAUUAAGGUGGAGCCAGACACACAGCCUUCAGCAUGCAUGGGAGAUGUUAUGUUGGUGUCCAUUCAACCUGGGCAGGGACAGUGUGGAAAUGUUGCACACACUGUGGCCAGUGAGAACCUGACUUUGCCGGCACUACUGCAGCAGCCAGGGGUUCCACAAGCAGAGAGAGGGACUGAAGGCAUACCAGGGCCUAACACUGCAUACAACCCUGAACAUUAUGUGAAUCGAAACCGUUUUAGAGCUAAAAGAAUGGUAAAUGUCUGGAAAAAUGGACUUGCCCAAAAAAUGUUCCUCUGUUCAAUUUGUGGUAAAGGCUUCCCCCGCUUCGGCCAGCUGGAAGCUCACCAGCUCAGCCACUCUGGAAUCAAACCAUACAGAUGUUUAGAGUGUGGCAAAUGUUUUACUCAGAAAAAGAGAUUAAAGACACAUCAAAGUGUCCACACGGGUGAGAGACCCUUUAGUUGCAAAAUUUGUGGAAAGAUGUUCUCAAGACAGGACAACUGUAUAAGGCAUGAGAGAUUUCACAGUGGAUUAAAACCACACUCUUGUGUUCAGUGUGGAAAACAUUUUACUUCUCUAAGCAACCUCAGAGUGCAUCAUCAGCAAGUUCAUACUUGAAGUAGAAAUCCUACCGAAUUAUAAAAAAUAAAAA
Hypomesus transpacificus is the source of this 7420-nucleotide messenger RNA. RefSeq names its product rho GTPase-activating protein 31 (gene arhgap30). NCBI's taxonomy places the organism in Eukaryota, Metazoa, Chordata, Actinopteri, Osmeriformes, Osmeridae. Gene Ontology annotation, biological process: small GTPase-mediated signal transduction. The transcript has 14 exons. Gene Ontology annotation, molecular function: GTPase activator activity. The record is from RefSeq and is a predicted model, not a curated record. The coding region runs from base 779 to 5440 and encodes 1553 amino acids.